Molecule: messenger RNA, 1179 nt
Organism: Dromaius novaehollandiae (emu)
Lineage: Eukaryota; Metazoa; Chordata; Aves; Casuariiformes; Dromaiidae
Gene: TEX30
Product: testis expressed 30
Exons: 6
Coding region: 16-870 (284 amino acids)
Source: RefSeq, a predicted model, not a curated record
CGUAGCCCGCUGCAGAUGCCCUGCCCACUGGAGGGAGGGCGGCGGGCUGUCAUUCACGUGACGUCACUUGAGCUGCGGGCGGGAGGGGAGAGCAGGCUCCCGAGCGGCGCGGCGGGGCGGCCAUCCUCAUUGACGGUGUCUUUAACGCGGUGGCUUCCCGCGGGCAGACGCCGCUGCCCUCAGAGAGGAAUGAGCGGGCACGCAGAGGUUAAAGUGAAAAUACCUUUUGGAAACAAAUAUCUGGAUGCUAUUUUUUCUGUGCCAAAGAAGAAAUUAACGCAUGGAGUGAUUCUUACCCAUGGAGCUGGAGGAGAUAUGAAUUUCCCUCAGUUAGUUUCUUUGGCAGCCUAUCUCGCAUCCCAUGGAGUUUUGUGCCUGCGGUUUACUUGUAAAGGCCUUAACAUUGCUUAUAGGGCUAAAGCAUACAGAACAGUUGUGGAAUACUUAAAGCUUUCUGAUGAUUAUAAACUUUCAGGUGUCUUCCUUGCAGGCCGUUCCAUGGGCUCACGAGCUGCUGCCUCAGUGAUACGUCAGCUUAGCCAGGAUGGUGAUGAUGACUUCAUUCAAGGCUUAGUAUGCUUAUCUUACCCAUUGCAUCGACCAAAACUUCAGUCCAAACUCCGGAAUGAGGAUUUAUUAUUUAUCAGGUGUCCAGUGCUAUUUGUCUCAGGAUCAGCAGAUGAGAUGUGUGAAAAACAAUUGUUAGAAGAUGUGGCGAGCAAAAUGAAAGCUUCUAAAAAAAUCCAUUGGAUUGAUAAAGCAAACCAUGGGAUGGCAGUCAAAGGACGAACAACAGAUGAUAUCAUGGAAGAAAUAAACACACAGGUUUUUUCUUGGCUCAGAGAAAACAUUGAACUGGAGCACAAAUGAUUAUCGAUUGUUAAGUAAUACCUUAGGUUAACAUUUCAUAAAUAUAGCAGAUUAGAGGUUGUUAUUUCUGAUAGACAGGUUUUUUAAAACAAAUAUUUUCAGAGUAGUCUAAGGGUAAAUACAAGUAUAACUUUGUAUGAAUGUAAAAAUUGUGUAAAACAAUAAAGAACUGUUCUUAAAGGAAGGACACAAGGUACCAAAUAUUCAGUAUUGGGGCAGUGUUCUCUUCUAUAGUUCCAUGAAAAUGCCUGUAUACAUUUAUUGAUGUGCAUUACCAAAUAAAUAUUUUUUGACUAAUAUUCAAAGUAA